This is a messenger RNA of Penicillium cataractarum, 1101 nucleotides long. Its product is annotated as protein disulfide isomerase family protein. The coding region runs from base 1 to 1101 and encodes 366 amino acids. The record is from RefSeq and is a predicted model, not a curated record. Gene Ontology annotation, biological process: protein folding. Gene Ontology annotation, cellular component: endoplasmic reticulum. Lineage: Eukaryota; Fungi; Ascomycota; Eurotiomycetes; Eurotiales; Aspergillaceae. The transcript has 2 exons. Gene Ontology annotation, molecular function: protein disulfide isomerase activity.
AUGGCUCGCCUGAGCUUCCUGCUGCUCGGCGCCCUCUCCGCGCUCAGCGGUUUCGCCAACGCCAGCUCCGCCGUCACGGACCUGAUCCCCAGCAACUUUGACCAGGUCGUCCUAAAGUCCGGCAAGCCCGCUCUCGUCGAAUUCUUCGCCCCCUGGUGCGGCCACUGCAAGACCCUUGCUCCCGUCUAUGAGGAGCUCGCCUCUGCCUUUGCUUUCGCCGAGGACAAGGUCACCGUCGCGAAGGUCGAUGCUGAUGAGCACCGUGAUUUGGGCAAGCGCUUCGGCGUUCAGGGCUUCCCUACCCUGAAGUGGUUCGAUGGCAAGAGUGACAAGCCUGAGGAGUACUCGGGUGGUCGUGAUCUGGAGAGCUUGUCCAAGUGGAUUACCGACAAGACUGGUAUUAAGCCGCGCGGUGCUCAGAAGGAGCCCAGCAAGAUCGAGUUCCUGAAUGACGCUACCUUCAAGACCACUGUUGGUGGCGACAAGAAUGUCCUGGUUGCUUUCACUGCGCCGUGGUGUGGCCACUGCAAGACCCUCGCUCCCGUCUGGGAAACCGUUGCCAAUGACUUCGCCCUCGAGUCCGACAUUGUGAUCGCCAAGGUCGACGCCGAAGCUGAGAAUGCCCGCGCCUUGGCCAAGGAGCAGGGCGUCACCGGCUACCCCACCAUCAAGUUCUUCCCCAAGGGUUCCACCGAGCCCGAGGCCUACUCCGGCGCCCGCUCCGAGGAGGCCUUCGUCGAGUUCCUGAACACCAAGACUGGCUCUAACCGCGCCGUUGGCGGUGGUCUGAAUAACAAGGCUGGCACCGUUGCCGUCCUGGACAAGCUGGUUGCCGAGUACGUGCCCGCUAAGAACUUCGAGAAGCUCGCUACCGAGAUCAAGAAGGCUGCCAAGGACCUGCAGGACAAGUACGCUCAGUACUACGUCAAGGUUGCCGACAAGCUCGCCGAGAACCAGGAGUAUGCCGCCAAGGAGCUGGCUCGUCUGGUCAAGGUCCUCAGCAAGGGUGGCUCUGCCCCUGAGAAACUUGAUGAUAUCGUUUCGCGCAGCAACAUCCUUCGUGGCUUUGCCGGAGAGACUGAGCCCAAGGAUGAGCUGUAA